Ananas comosus (pineapple) is the source of this 1460-nucleotide messenger RNA. Its product is annotated as U-box domain-containing protein 4-like. Gene Ontology annotation, cellular component: nucleus; cytoplasm. Bases 311 to 1201 code for a protein of 296 amino acids. Gene Ontology annotation, molecular function: protein binding. Lineage: Eukaryota; Viridiplantae; Streptophyta; Magnoliopsida; Poales; Bromeliaceae. The record is from RefSeq and is a predicted model, not a curated record. The transcript has 4 exons.
CCUACGUAAUUUACCUAAAUAGAAAAAGUCUGGGGGCCAAUUUCAAAAUCACAAUAGUUGAGAGGUUUCCAAACAUUUUGCCUUACUCUAUUUAGAAGAGACACUGCCAAUGGAAAUAUGCACACAGAGUCUCUCCCUCUCUCUCUUGUGACCUCCAAGGAUACUUUGGCUCAGAAUCAGUUAACCCCUGAGUUGAGACCUUUAUUGACUGCAAUUCUGGCGAAGAAGGUAAUCCUCAAUUUUUGCGGCAUCAAAUUCAAGCGCCGAUCUGAUAAUCUGCUUGUCUGAAAGGAUCAUAGAAUUGCCAUCAAUGGAUUUGGAAACUGAGGUUUCUAGUAUCAGCUCUCUAGUUCAUAAGUUGGUUGAGGAUUUGAAAUGUGAUUCGGUAGAUGUGCAGAGAGCAGCAGCAGCGGAGCUGCGGGUUCUCGCGAAAAACACGGAAAAUGUGGAUGCCAUUGCAAAAUCCGGCGCUAUAAGCUUGUUAAUAGGCCUUCUUUAUUCAUCAGACUUGAAGACUCAAGAGAACGCUGUAACGGCCCUCUUAAACUUAUCGAUUGCUGGUAGUAACAAGAUUGCUAUUGCAAAUUCCAACGCCAUCGAUCCUCUAAUUUAUGUUCUUCAAACUGGAAAUUCUGAAGCAAAGCGAAACUCAGCUGCAACUCUAUACAGCCUUUCGGUGGACAAAGAGAAUAUGAUAAAGAUUGGCCGUUCUGGUGUUUAUGGGCCUUUAGUAGAAUUGUUAAUGAACGGGACUCCUCAAGGAAAAAACGAUGCGGCUACUGCACUGUUCAAUCUGUCGAUAAUUCACGAGAACAAGGCCCGUAUAGUGCAGGCCGGGGCUGUGAGGCACCUUGUAAAGCUUAUUGAUCCAGCUUUUGGGAUGGUUGAUAAGGCUGUAACUGUUCUGGCGAAUCUUGCAACUAUUCCCAAAGGGAGGGAUGCAAUUGUUCGUGAGCGUGGGGUCCCAUUAUUUGUGGAGGUUGUUGAGUUGGGAUCUGCGAGAGCGAAAGAGAAUGCUGCUGCGGCUUUGCUUCUGCUCUGUACAAAUAGUAAUAGAUUUUGUCAGCUUGCUCUUCGAGAAGAUGUCGUACCACUGUUAGUAGCAUUGUUACAAUCUGGCACUCCGCGCGCAAGAGAAAAGGCUGGAGCUCUUCUAAGCUAUAUCCGGAACCAAAUACAUGGAAAUGCAAGGAGGGUAUGAAUGCAUUGUACUGAAUUCGUUGAGGGUCUUUUUUUUGGUCCUCCUUUUUCAUACAACAACAAAUGGUGCUAGGGUUUUUAACUAAGGACUUUUCACAAGAGAGCAUGUGGUACCAACAGCUAGGUUCAGCCCUGAUUGGUUGAAUUUUUGUGAAUUUGAUGCUGUAGAUUUUAUGCUUGAUUGUCAUUUUUUCUGUAUUACUUGUAUGGUCAUUCUUUUCUUCUUCUCUAGAAAUUGGUUAAAAAUGGAAGUUUGAUCU